Molecule: messenger RNA, 987 nt
Organism: Macadamia integrifolia
Lineage: Eukaryota; Viridiplantae; Streptophyta; Magnoliopsida; Proteales; Proteaceae
Product: peroxidase 28-like
Exons: 4
Coding region: 1-987 (328 amino acids)
Biological process (GO): hydrogen peroxide catabolic process; response to oxidative stress
Molecular function (GO): heme binding; peroxidase activity
Source: RefSeq, a predicted model, not a curated record
AUGGCAACAGUUGCAUUCAAGCUUAGCUUAUUAGUAGUUUUACUGAACUACACUUGUUUGUGUUAUGGUUCUAGUCCUAGACUGCAGAUAGGUUACUACAAGGGGAAGUGUCCCAACAAUACAGAUGUGGAGAAGAUCAUCAAAAAUUCUAUACGGGCACAAUUUAGGAGGAACUUUGCAGUUGUCCCCCAACUCCUCCGAUUGCAAUUCCAUGAUUGUGCUGUUAGAGGAUGUGAUGCAUCAAUAUUCCUAGAUGGUGAUACAACUGAGAAGAAAGCACCUCCGAACUUAACUGUGAAAGGUUUUGAUAUCAUCGAUAAAGCUAAAUCCGCUGUAGAAGAACACUGCCCUGGUGUUGUCUCUUGUGCUGAUAUCCUUAUCAUGGCUGCUAGAGAAGCUGUGGUCUUGGGUGGAGGACGGUACUUCAAUGUAAUGACAGGGAGAAGGGAUGGCCUAUCUUCAAUCUUAAGCGAAGCUGCAAAUCUUCUACCUCCUGCUGGAAUUUCAGUAGAUGAUUCAAUCGCAUUAUUUGCAAAUCUAGGAAUCAAUGUUCAAGACAUGGUUACUCUCAUUGGUUCUCACACAGUAGGGUUUGCGCAUUGUUCUACCUUCAAAGAUCGUCUCUUCAAUUUCAAAAACACAGGAAAAGCCGAUCCAACCAUGAAUCAUGUUCUACUUAAUUCACUAAAGCAUAUGUGUCCCAAGAACUCAACAAAAGACUUUAUCGUUAAUCUGGAUCGGAAUACUCGAAGUGUGAUCAGUGUUGACAACUCUUUCUUCAAGGAGAUUCAGCAAAAGAAAGGAGUUCUAGGAAUAGAUCAAGAGAUAGAUCUGGAUAUUCGUACUAGUGGAAUGGUGCAGAAGCUAGCCAGUAAUAAUACUUUCUUCAAUGAACAAUUUGCUGUUGCUCUUGUCAAAUUGGGAGCUGUAAAUAUUCUUUUAGAACCUCUGGGAGAGAUUAGGAAAUCAUGUCGAUCCAUUAAUUAA